AUGGCACGCCUUUUCAAAGUCACAGGCUCGAACAACGACAUCAAUGUGUUCAACCAAUCAACGUUGUUCCACAACGUUCUUUGGGAAAAUGCUUCGGUGGUGCACUUCGAGGCCAAUAAUGCCCAUUAUACAGCAGGUUACUACUUAACAAAUGGAAUCUACUCAGAGUGGCCAGUCUUCGUCAAGAGCCCCCCAUUUCCUAGUGACGAAAAUAAUAAGAGGUUUAAAGUGAUGCAAGAAGUUGCAUGUAGGGACUUAGAACGAGAUUCUGGUGUUCUUCAAGCUCGUUGGACUAUUAUCAGAGGUCAAGCUCGUUUAUGGAAGAAAGAGCAAAUGGGCGAUCUCAUGUUUGUGUGCAUUUUGUACAAAUUGAUAAUCGAGGAUGAAUGA
Salvia miltiorrhiza (redroot sage) is the source of this 390-nucleotide messenger RNA. RefSeq lists its product as uncharacterized. The record is from RefSeq and is a predicted model, not a curated record. The coding region runs from base 1 to 390 and encodes 129 amino acids. NCBI's taxonomy places the organism in Eukaryota, Viridiplantae, Streptophyta, Magnoliopsida, Lamiales, Lamiaceae. The transcript has a single exon.